Aedes albopictus (Asian tiger mosquito) is the source of this 2171-nucleotide messenger RNA. RefSeq names its product protein scarlet (gene st). NCBI's taxonomy places the organism in Eukaryota, Metazoa, Arthropoda, Insecta, Diptera, Culicidae. Bases 38 to 2101 code for a protein of 687 amino acids. Gene Ontology annotation, cellular component: plasma membrane; cytoplasmic vesicle membrane. The transcript has 4 exons. Gene Ontology annotation, biological process: transmembrane transport. The record is from RefSeq and is a predicted model, not a curated record. Gene Ontology annotation, molecular function: ATP hydrolysis activity; ATP binding; ABC-type transporter activity.
CAAUCGGUGCACACAAAACCACUUCAAAUUCUUGACAAUGUCCGUGGCCUGUAUUAGCCUGGCCACCAGUAUGGUGAAAGGUGCCAGUGGUAAGCGAAGAUCCGGCGGAUCCUUGAACAGUACCGUCGAGAGUUUCGAGUGCCAACCGAUUACGGUCGCACUGCCGCCUCCGGUUUCGUGUCUAUCCGGAUCCGGAACGACGUCUCAUCAUCCGAUAGGCGGUUCCCGGUGCUACCAAUCCACGUUGCGGAGCUACAACAAAUGGUCCCCGACGGAGCAAGGGGCCACGUUGGUUUGGCGUGAUUUGUGUGUCUACGCGACCGGGAAACAGGCAGGAGGUUCCGGAGAUGGAGGUCCGAUCAAACGGAUCAUCAAUAACGUGAGUGGAGCAGUUACGCCGGGAACGCUGAUUGCCCUCAUGGGAUCCAGUGGUGCGGGCAAGAGUACGCUCAUGUCGGCGCUGGCGUACCGAAUGCAGCCUGGAACCAUCGUUCAGGGGGAUGUUCUCGUCAAUGGUCAACCGAUCGGACCGUACAUGUACCGGUUGAGUGGAUUCGUCCAUCAGGAUGAUCUCUUCGUGGGUUCGUUGACGGUUACGGAGCAUAUGUACUUCAUGGCAAAGCUCAAGUUGGAUCGUACGGUGAACAGAAGCACAAUCAACCGGUUAAUCGAAGAGCUUCUGGAGAGAACCGGUUUGUCUAAGUGCGCAAGUACGAGAAUCGGUGAGGUCGGAGAAGGGAAAAUGCUGUCCGGUGGUGAGAAGAAGCGUUUGGCCUUCGCUACCGAGCUGUUGACCAAGCCUACGAUACUGUUCUGCGAUGAACCGACCACCGGGCUGGAUUCAUUCAGUGCUCAAAAUCUGGUGUCUACGCUACAACUGCUAGCCAAAAGAGGCACUGCCAUCAUUUGUACCAUCCAUCAACCGUCCAGCCAGUUGUUCUCCAUGUUCGAUCAAGUCAUGCUGAUGGCCGAUGGACGCGUAGCCUUCGCCGGCAAACCCAACGAUGCGCUAAUAUUCUUCGAACAGCACGGAUACAGCUGUCCGUCGAACUACAAUCCGGCGGAGUUCUUAAUCGGAGUCUUAGCCACCGCUCCCGGUUACGAGAAGGCUUCGCAACGCUCCGCUCAACGACUGUGCGAUCUGUUCGCAGUUAGCGAAGCUGCCGGUCAACGAGAUGUCCUGAUCAACUUGGAAAUGCACAUGGCCGAAACGGGUGAUUUCAAGAUAACGGAAGAGUCCUACCUCUCGCGGAAAUCCAACUGGCUGUGUACGACGUACUGGUUGACCUAUCGAGCUUUUCUGACCGUGGUCCGCGAUCCGACCGUUCAAUAUCUGAGACUUUUGCAGAAGAUUGCCAUCGCUCUCAUGGCCGGACUGUGCUUCUCCGGUGCUAUCUCGCUCGAUCAGCUGGGAGUGCAAGCCAUCCAGGGCAUCCUGUUCAUCUUCGUUUCGGAGAACACCUUCUCGCCGAUGUACUCCGUGCUGUCGGUGUUCCCGGACACGUUCCCGCUGUUCAUGCGCGAAACCAAGUCCGGACUGUACCGGACCUCGCAGUACUACGUGGCCAACGCGUUGGCCAUGCUUCCGGGGCUGAUCUUCGAACCGUUGGUUUUCGUGAUCAUCGCCUACUGGCUGGCGGCACUUCGUCCCACGUUCGGAGCCUUCAUGGUCACCGUAAUUGCUUCGACGCUGGUCAUGAAUGUGUCCACUGCUUGUGGGUGCUUCUUCUCGGCGGCCUUUAAUUCACUGCCGCUGGCCAUGGCCUACCUGGUGCCGUUCGACUACAUCCUGAUGAUCACCUCCGGGGUGUUCAUCCAGCUGAGCUCGAUGCCCAAGGCCAUCUCCUGGACGCCGUACAUCUCGUGGAUGAUGUACGCCAACGAGGCCAUGUCCAUUGCCCAAUGGGAAGGCGUCAGCAAUAUAACGUGUUCCGUGGAGGAUCCAAACUUGCCGUGCAUGAGAACGGGAGAGGAAGUGUUGGCACACUACAGCUUCGACGAGUCACAUUUGUGGAGGAACAUCUGGGCCAUGGUGGUGAUCUAUUUCGGGUUUCACAUCCUCGGAUGUGUGUUUCUGUGGCGUAAGACGAAGCAUGGAUAAAGGAGAGGUUCACAAUUCAAGCGGCAGAUUCAAUCCAAUUGGACUCAGUGAAUAAAUAUGAAACCCAAAG